UGCGGAGGGUUCCUGGUGGCAAAGAACUUCGUGCUGACGGCCGCUCACUGCAAUGGAGAUGAGAUAUCUGUCCAGCUGGGAGCCCAUAACAUUAAUGAACAGGAACAGAGCCAACAGAAAAUCUCUUUGCGCCACCGGAUCCCGCACCCGCAGUACAACAAGACAGCCUUCAACAAUGACAUCAUGCUGCUGCAGCUGGCAGAGAGAGCGAAGCUGAACAGAUGGGUGGAUACCAUCGCCCUGCCCAGUGCCAGCGAGAGAGUAAAGCCAGGGACCAUGUGCAGUGUCGCCGGCUGGGGAGGCACUAGCACAGAGAGUGAAUCAACCCCGGACACGCUCCGGGAGGUGGACGUGGUGGUGAUGCCGGAUGCUGCAUGUUCGAGGAAGCCUAAUGGGCAAUACAGCAAGUAUAAAUCGUCCACCAUGAUGUGUGUGGGGGAUCCAAAGACGGGGAAAGACUCUUGGAAGGGCGAUUCUGGGGGCCCCCUAGUGUGCGGAAAAACAGCCCAGGGCAUCGUCUCCUGGGGGCCAAAAACCCCUCCCGGGGUGUACACGAAAGUCUCGACCUUCAUCCUCUGGAUACGGGAGACGAUGAAGAGGCUGCAGCCCUGAGCCAAGCCAGGAAUAGCUGCAGGGGCCAGAGCUGCAUCGCUUUUGUCCUUUGCUGAUGCCCAGAUGUAGGGCCCACUUUGCAGAUUGGCUGAGCCUCCCCUCUCCACAGGAUAGCCCCCCCCACCCCCGCAUUGCUCCACUCAGGCAACGCCCAACCAAUGAGCAUCAAGGCCCUGGGCCUAGGGGAGUUAGGAACGAGGUUCGAGACCAGCUCCCAUCGGCUCCCUUGUCAACGCAGAUCCUCAGGCUGCCUCUUAGCUAGGGAAACAGCUGGUUUAUUUCCCCUGGGGUAACGGACAUGAGCCAAACCUUGAGGCAGACCCGGCGGUUUGUAGCUCUCCCCCAUGUCAGCUGAUCUAGUGAUCAUUUAUUGGGGAUCUUCAUUGUUACCUGACCUGCUAACUCCUGUGAAAACUGCAGCCUGCCCUGUCCUCACUGGGCCUAUCCCAUGGGGUAGUUCAUUGGGCUGCCACCGCCCGUUCCAAACACACCUGUUCCCAAUGACAGUGAGGCCAGUGGGAAGGGAACGCAGAGAAGGCUCCACUGAACUGAUUGCAGAUCAAUCCCCGGCGCUGAUCGCCUCCUUCCCACCUCCCCUGCCCCACCCUGUCACGCGGCCUGCUGCAUUUCGCUCACUGCUCCAUUGCCAGCAAUGAAUAAAAAUGAAGUUACAA
Messenger RNA from Chrysemys picta bellii (western painted turtle), 1286 nucleotides. Lineage: Eukaryota; Metazoa; Chordata; Testudines; Emydidae. The record is from RefSeq and is a predicted model, not a curated record.